CCCGAUCUGGUGUUUGACUGGGGCGGUACAUCUGUCACAGAAUAACGCAGGUGUCCUAAGGCCAGCUCAGCGAGGACAGAAACCUCGCGUAAAACAAAAGGGCAAAAGCUGGCUUGAUCUCGAUGUUCAGUACGCAUAGAGACUGCGAAAGCACGGCCUAUCGAUCCUUUUGGCUUGAAGAGUUUUCAGCAAGAGGUGUCAGAAAAGUUACCACAGGGAUAACUGACUUAUGGCGGUCAAGCGUACAUAGCGACGUCGCUUUUUGAUCCUUCGAUGUCGGCUCAUCCUAUCAUUGCGAAGCAGAAUUCGCCAAGCGUCGGAUUGUUCACCCGACAACAGGGAACGUGAGCUGGGCUUAGACCGUCGUGAGAUAGGUUAGUUUUACCCUACUGAUGACUAGUCAUUGCGAGAGUAAUCCUGCUCAGUACGAGAGGAACCGCAGGUUCGGACAUUUGGUUCACGCACUCGGUGGAGCGGCCGGUGGUGCCAAGCUACCAUCCGUGGGAUUAUGCCUGAACGCCUCUAAGACCGUAUCCUUUCUAGUCAAAGGUUGCAAUGAUAUCUCUAGAAGUCUCGUGAGUCGAAAGGCUCAAAACAAUGUGACACUACUAGGCGGCCGGUUGCCCUUCGCGGGGCGGACCGAUUGUCGCACGAGCCCGGAUUACCGUACGGCGCCAUCGUCCGUCGUCGAGAUCUCACCGCCUACGACGGCGCGGCGUCUAACGGUCAAACAUGAGUUUCGCGAGUUCGAUGUCGGAAUUGUCUGAAGACGACUUAGGUACCUGGCGGG
This is a messenger RNA of Solenopsis invicta (red fire ant), 790 nucleotides long. RefSeq lists its product as uncharacterized. Lineage: Eukaryota; Metazoa; Arthropoda; Insecta; Hymenoptera; Formicidae. The record is from RefSeq and is a predicted model, not a curated record. Bases 393 to 767 code for a protein of 124 amino acids. The transcript has 2 exons.